Molecule: messenger RNA, 1969 nt
Organism: Phodopus roborovskii (desert hamster)
Lineage: Eukaryota; Metazoa; Chordata; Mammalia; Rodentia; Cricetidae
Gene: Bin2
Product: bridging integrator 2
Exons: 12
Coding region: 8-1636 (542 amino acids)
Biological process (GO): plasma membrane tubulation; podosome assembly; phagocytosis, engulfment
Cellular component (GO): podosome; phagocytic cup; cytoplasm
Molecular function (GO): phospholipid binding; protein binding
Source: RefSeq, a predicted model, not a curated record
GAGAGGCAUGCUGGGAGGCCGCACUUCCUCUCAGGGCCCUGUAGAAACCACAGGACCAGGCAGCGCCCCUGCAGCCGGCAGGAUGGCUGAGGGCAAGGCAGGCGGAGCUGCUGGCCUCUUCGCCAAGCAGGUACAGAAGAAGUUCAGCAGGGCCCAGGAGAAGGUUCUUCAGAAAUUGGGGAAAACGGUAGAAACCAAAGAUGAACGAUUUGAACAAAAUGCCAGCAACUUCUACCAACAACAGGCAGAAGGCCACAAGCUAUACAAGGACCUGAAGAACUUUCUUAGUGCAGUCAAAGUGAUGCAUGAAAGUUCAAAGAGAGUGUCAGAGACCCUGCAGGAGGUCUACAGCAGUGACUGGGAUGGACAUGAGGAGCUGAAGGCCAUCGUGGGGAACAAUGAUCUCCUUUGGGAAGACUAUGAAGAGAAACUGGCUGACCAGGCUUUGAGGACCAUGGAAAACUAUGUGGCCCAGUUCAGCGAGGUGAAGGAGAGAAUUGCGAAGCGGGGCCGGAAACUGGUAGACUAUGAUAGUGCCCGACACCACCUGGAGGCCGUGCAGAAUGCUAAGAAGAAAGAUGAAGCUAAGACUGCCAAGGCAGAAGAAGAGUUCAGCAAAGCCCAGGGUGUGUUUGAAGAUCUGAACCAGGAACUGCUGGAGGAGCUGCCUGUUCUCUUUAACAGUCGUAUCGGCUGUUAUGUGACUGUCUUCCAAAACAUUUCUAACUUGAGAGAUGUGUUCUACAGAGAGAUGAGCAAGCUGAACCACAAUCUCUACGAAGUGAUGAGCAAACUGGAGAAGCAGCAUUCCAACAAAGUCUUUGUGGUGAAGGGACUAUCAAGCAGCAACAGGCGCUCCAUAGUCAUCUCUCCCCCAGUUCGAACCUCAACAGCCUCCAGCCCUGUGACCUCACCUACCAGCCCCACAGCUCUCUCUGUGACCAGUGAGAGUGAGUCUGUCUCAGCGACCAGAGAAAAGCUGACCUCUGACACCGCAGAUGGAGAGGAUAGCAGUGACAGCAAGGAGUCCUUAAGAGAUGAGGAAGUUGAGGAAGACCACUCUGAAGCAAGUUCUUCAGAGGAAGAAGAGCCUCUACUAGCCUGCAAUGGCCCCAUCCAGGCCCCACCCUCUCCUGCAUCCCAGGAGGAAGCUGCCCUGUGCUCCCCAGCUCCAUUCCUGGGCAGAGGUCAGUCGCCAACAGAGCAUCCUUCCCCAUCGGAAGUAGUCCUCCGCACGCGCACCUCGAGUGAAGGAAGCAAGCAGACCAAAAAGGAAGCCUCUAUCCAGAGGGCAUCCGCACCCCCUAGUCGGCCUCCACCACCCAAAGCCCCUCCAAGCCCCAGGCUUGCCUCAGGCAGUGGGCCCUCUGGCCCUCCAACCUCUGGAGAGGGUUCACCCCGCAGCCCCAGGGCCUCCUUAGAAGCCUCUUCCAACCUAGAAGCACCCAAGAAGCCACUGAGAGCCCCUGAGGCCUCAGAAAAGGAAAGCGCUGGCAGCCCAGGCCCAGAAGAGCCAUGCAUCUCCUCCACUGACCAAGGCCCUGAGCUUCACCUCUGUUCGGAUCCAGGAGGAAACACCACCACGGCGUCCGAGCCUCCAGAAGAGGUAUUUACAAGCGAAAAUGAAGAACUCUGAAGAGAAACUGCCACCAUACCUAACCCCAGAGAAGCUUCUCUAAGAGGAUCAAAGAUACAAGUCACACCCACUCCACAUUCCCAGGCAGUGUGAAUACUUAGUCUCGGAGACCUGUCCUUGUUGGAAUCUACGAAGCAGCUUUAAGGGGAAGGGUGUCACACUGCAACAUGUUACACAAGGUUUGAGCAUUAAUAAAGGCAGGGCUGUAAUAAUGCUAACACAAGGCAUGUCCACAUACUCUCAGAGGACAUAUGUCCAACUAUCCACUCACUUGGCAAAGAUUUAAGGCUGAAAGAUUUUCAAAUUACUAAAUAAAGUGUGAUUUUGACUAAG